UAACUUAAUCAAAUUACAACAUUUAACAUUAUAUAUUCUAGUGUCUAGCAUCAGAUCCCUUUGUUUAUUAAACUGAAAUUUAUUUUCAGUUGAAUUACUAAAAGUCAUAGUUACUAAACUAAACUUCUAAUUGAGUUUUGAUACAUAGAAUAUUCACGAUUUCAAUAUUAAAUUUGAGUGUUUAAGCUCAAACCUUGAACACUUUGUGUUGAAAGUUUGUGUCAUUUAUCUGCCUCGUUUUUAGGUUACUGUGUGUACUUCAUUUAGUGCGACAUCACACACACACACACACACACACACACAUACACACACUUCCUCUGUGUGUCAGAAGCGCCCAAAAAAGAGAGAAAAGGAAGAGAGAAAAUCUUACAGUGAAGUAGUGUAUUUAGAGCCGUAAAUUAGACGUCUGAUCAAGAUGAAGUGGGGAUGUUUCUUCUGUCUGUUGCCCUGCUUGCUGAUGCAGGAUUUGGUCUCUGGCGCAGAACCGAUUUCUGUGACGAAGUCUCUUGGUGUCUUUCAAUUUACAUGCAUGAAAUGGAGCUCAUUGGAAGAAAACGAAAAGCUGUUAAAUUUAUCCUACAAAGAUGGAGAUUCAGGAGACUAUAUUUGUGAACACGACGGAAAAUCCAUAACACUGACCGUAAGAUUCAGAACUUGUGAAAACUGCAUUCAGCUGGAUGCACCUGCCUUGAGUGCAGUCAUCGUGGGGAACAUUGUGGCCACCUUUUUUGUCGCAUUCGCAGUUUAUAGCAUUGCUGGGGAGUCGAAAGGCAAAAGCUUCUCAGGCAACAAAGCAUCAGAUAAAGUGAAUCUACUGACCAACGGAGAAACAGACACAUAUCAGCAACUGAAUCCUGGUCAAUCUGCUGAGUACAGCAGGCUGAAGGGAGGCAGAAGGAACUGAUCCUCGCCACAAUCAUCAUCGCUUUUCGUAUGAUGGCAUUUUUAAUUUCAGAUUUAUGUCCGCUGGUCAUGAGAAUCCCAAAACGUUGGUUUGUUAAAAAUACGUUUUAAUGUACGUAUACUUACUUUUUUUCCUAAAGUAUGUCUAAAGUAUGUAAGGCUAAAAACCUGCUACUCUUCUCUACUCUGUUUGGAAGUCCUGUUAAAUUCAUAUCACAUUUUCCGAAAUGAUACGGUAUUUAAAUAUUAAAGUCUUUCUAUAUCUAUAAACAUUCCUUGUAUAUGGAUGUUAAGGAGCAGCUUGGGAUAACAUUGUAAACUUCUGUAUCAAGUGGAAUGAAUUGCAUUGAUCAAGAAAAAACAGUUGCUGUAUGAAACCCUUUUGUGCUAUUUGUUCACAUACAUGAAGCUGAAGGACAGAUCUAGCAUAAAACAAACGGUCUUGAUUCGUCUUGAGCUCGCUACUUUUCUGAUCUUAAUACUAAAAGCUAUUAGAUAGAUUAGUUAUAAUCUUUUCAAUUUCUUGUGAUUAGCCUGUGAUUAGCCUGUAGUUAGCCAUCAAAACUUCUGGGUCAUGUUGUUAGACUUCCACAUGUAAGUAGGUUUAGCAAAGCAAAGCGACCAUCGUUAGCGAAGUGGGGAGGUAAAGAACAUUCUUUGAAGCAUUUCCUCGAGUAUACUUAGCGAAACUGUGUUUAUUUAUUUAUCCCAUUUCUUUCUGAAUAGAAUACUAUCAUAGAAUAAGCAUUACCCACAGAAAUGCUGUGCGGUUACACCGAGUUUAUUUCACUUAUUACCUUUUAAACUCACGCUGAGAAAUUUAUCCCCUCUCCUCAAGUCUGGUUUUUAAUAUGCGAGUGUUAACCUCAAUGCUAUCGUUGGUGAAUGAUGGAUAGCAAGCUAACGCUACAAGGGUGUAUUAUCUGGCUUUUGAAUCUAUAGCGAGCUACUAUAGUUGGACGAAUAGAGUUGAUCAGGUACCUUAAGAAUCCGUUGUUUUAUUAGUUUUUUUUUCCUGUAUUUUAUACUCUUCCUGUUAUUUGCUCUUAUUGAUCAAGAACAAACUGUUUUAUUAUUAUUUUUUAAAUUGUAUUAUAAAAAAAAAGCAACCUGAGAUUUUAUGGCUUUAAUUACAAUUAUUGUACAUAUGGUA
Messenger RNA from Hemibagrus wyckioides, 2056 nucleotides. Its product is annotated as T-cell surface glycoprotein CD3 delta chain-like. Gene Ontology annotation, biological process: positive thymic T cell selection; cell surface receptor signaling pathway. Gene Ontology annotation, molecular function: transmembrane signaling receptor activity. The record is from RefSeq and is a predicted model, not a curated record. Gene Ontology annotation, cellular component: alpha-beta T cell receptor complex; external side of plasma membrane. The transcript is spliced from 6 exons. The coding region runs from base 416 to 904 and encodes 162 amino acids. NCBI's taxonomy places the organism in Eukaryota, Metazoa, Chordata, Actinopteri, Siluriformes, Bagridae.